Eptesicus fuscus (big brown bat) is the source of this 1833-nucleotide messenger RNA. Its product is annotated as zinc finger protein 84. Gene Ontology annotation, molecular function: RNA polymerase II cis-regulatory region sequence-specific DNA binding; DNA-binding transcription factor activity, RNA polymerase II-specific. The record is from RefSeq and is a predicted model, not a curated record. The transcript is spliced from 4 exons. Bases 137 to 751 code for a protein of 204 amino acids. Gene Ontology annotation, biological process: regulation of transcription by RNA polymerase II. NCBI's taxonomy places the organism in Eukaryota, Metazoa, Chordata, Mammalia, Chiroptera, Vespertilionidae.
GAAGGGGCGCGGGAGCCGCUGCGGGAGUUACCGUAUUUGCGCUGGGCAGCGCAGCUAGAGGAAAGGCACUGCGCUGGAGACGGGAGGAACAGGGGCGCAGCCUGGGCUGGGCUGGUGAUUACAGCUGGAAGUGCCCAUGACCGAGCUGGCGUCCUCGGGGGGCGGGUCCCCCACGGGGGACGGGGAAGAGGGUCUGGGGGACGAGCGAGGCCUGGUCAUCCACCACCCCACGGAGGAGCAGGCCCACCGCUGCGCGCUGUGCGGCCAGACCUUCUCGCAGCAGCCCAGCCUGGUGCGGCACCAGAAGGCGCACGCCGGGGCCGGCCGCGCCGCCGCCGCCUUCGUGUGCCCCGAGUGCGGCAAGGCCUUCAGCGUCAAGCACAACCUGGAGGUGCACCAGCGCACCCACACCGGCGAGCGGCCCUUCCCCUGCCCCGAGUGCGGGCGCUGCUUCAGCCUCAAGCAGAACCUGCUCACGCACCGGCGCAUCCACAGCGGCGAGAAGCCGCACCGGUGCGCGCAGUGCGGCCGCUGCUUCCGGGAGCCGCGCUUCCUGCUCAACCACCAGCGCACCCACGCGCGCAUGCCGGCGCCGCACCCACGCCGCCCCGGCGUCUUCGGGGAGCGGCGGCCCUACUUCUGCGCCCGCUGCGGCAAGAGCUUCGCGCGCGAGGGCUCGCUCAAGACCCACCAGCGCAGCCACGGCCACGGCCUGGAGGGCCCGGCGGCCCACUUGGGCCGCGUGCUAUGAGGCGCGCGGGGCCGGCUGCCCGCGGUUUCCGGCCCCCGAGCUGUGCCCCUGAGCCCUGGAGGUGGCACUGGGCUGCGGAUCCCCACCCGGAUGGGAUCCCGGGAGGCGAGCAGGGCUGGCUGGGGGUCUUGGAGGAGUGGGCCGCCACCAUGCUCGGUGGCCUCCUUCGGCUCCUCUCCCGGGACCCUCGGGCUGGCUGCACAUCCCUGCGCUGGUUUUCCUCCUCACGCCGGCCAGGCCUCAGGCGAGCAGAAUGCCAGAGUGGAAAGCAACCUGGAGAGGGCCCCUCUCCACAGCCCCCGGGCACAGCCGCCUGGCUCCAGCACCGUCUGGCGUCCCGGAGAAGUCAUUCCAUGUCAUGUCUCAGUUUGCUCAUCUAUGCGGAGUGGGCAGGACCUCUGGACAGUGUGCAAGGCACAUGUGGGCACAGAAACUAGGAUGGAGACCCUGGGAACUGCACCCUGGCAGAGGACUCGUGCCCUGGGAGGUGCCCUGCAGUGCCAGCAGAGGGGGCUGGUGGAGCCCAGGAUUGGAGGCAGGUUCAGUUCCCUGGGAAAGACUCCCUGAACCUGUUGGGAGUCGUGGCUGGGGAAGAGCUCAUCCUGGCUGCCUGGCCACCUGACCAUGGACCUCCAGGCCCCUCUGGCAGCAGGGACCGUGCCUGUGUGGAGAGCUGGCUUCUCGGCCCCGCCUGGCCCUCCAGAGAUGGGAAGUGCCUGGCCUCAGAGAACACAGCACACUGGUGGCUGUCCUGGCUCCGGAGGCAUGGCCUCCCAGGUGUGAACCAGACUUGCAGGCUUCACUUGCCUUUCAGCAAAGGUUCUUACCAUAGUUGGGGGCAUGGAGGCCUUUGGAAAGCUGACAAAGGCGAUGAGCCGUCUCCCCAGGAAACCACGCAUACCCACGUAGACGCAUGAAUCUACCAGAACACCAGGAGCUCCUGGACUCCAGGAUGGAACCUCAACCCGGGACCCAACCCACCACCCUGUCCUUCCCUGGCCCCGAGCGCCCACCAUGCAGUAGCAUUCCUCCCUCCCCUGCCGGGCCUCCUUCCCUUGUUCAGGAAUAAAGAAUUCUGAGGA